AUGACCUUUGGCAAAAACAAAAGCUGGCAGGCUGCUGAGCUCAAACCAGUUGGUUCCCGGCUGAAAAAUGCGCUGUUUACCAACUGGUGUGUCACCUGGACGUCGCCACAGAAUCCAGUCUACAAUUACCAAGCAUAUACAGCAUCUCAAUAUUUCCUUUUUGGCGGCAGACUACGCAGCCUGAGACUCUCUGACCUGUACGAUUACUCCACAUUUAUCUCCACCAUAGUACUUCACGUUGCAUCUUUGCCGCUGUAUAUCAUAUUUGAAGCAAAAUACACAUGGACCCAUAUUUCACCCGCUAUAAUUUUUAUUUUUUGCUACCUUUGGUGCCUGUCAGCCGUAUGUUUUGUUCGUGCAGCCUUUCAGGACCCGGGGUUACUUCCGCGAAAUAUUCAUCUGGUGGAUAACGUUGUCCGCAAUGGGCUGCCCAUUGAAUACUUUAACAAUCCGAUUGUGGACGGACCAAAAUCGAAGGUGGAGCUGAAGUACUGUACAACAUGUUACAUCUGGAGACCUCAAGGAACCGGAACAAAAAAACGUCACUACCGAUACGGCUUUUCUUUUUUGACCGUUCCGGUUUUCACCGCCACCAAAAAUUUUUACGCACAAGAGGUAUUUAAAUCGCUCGCCAGUCUCUUGAUAUCGUUCGUCAUGAAGGUGUUCAAUUCGACACAAUUUUACAACUACUCGUGGGAUUAUGUAAGCGCUGCCAACUGGUGCAAGUACCCAAACGAGCUGAGUACUCAUGUCGUGGGCGUUGAUGUUCUUCGUCGGGAGUUUGAUCCGGACAAGGGAACCUUGACCACGGAACGCCUUAUCACGUGCAAACAGCCAAUUCCGCGCUGGCUGAUGUUUCUUGUUGGCGGGCAGGACAAGUCGUAUGUGCGGGAGGUCUCAGUGAUAGAUAGAAACCAGCGGACCCUGACCAUGCGGUCUUGCAACCUGACCAUGUGCAAGCUUUUGAGAGUUUACGAGACGGUGGUGUACAGGCCAGACCCUGUGUCACCAGCCACGCGCACGCGGUUUGACCAGGUGGCCGAAAUCACAGCAUUUGCGUCUCUGCGCCAGCUUUGCGACAAGCUCGAGGACUGGUCGGUUGAGCGGUUUGGCCAGAACGCGCGCAAAGGGAAGCUUGGGUUCGAUUCAGUCCUGAAAAACUUGGAGGAACAGUGGCACGGAUUAGCCGGCAAAACACAGACUUUGCUUGAUGAAGUUAACGAAAAAACGAACGAUGUCAUGUCGGAAGUCAACGAGAAAACAGGGACUCUGGCGAAAGCACUCGGAUACAAAAACUAG
Messenger RNA from Ogataea haglerorum, 1299 nucleotides. RefSeq lists its product as uncharacterized. Gene Ontology annotation, biological process: phospholipid transport. Gene Ontology annotation, cellular component: mitochondrial intermembrane space. Gene Ontology annotation, molecular function: phosphatidic acid transfer activity. The record is from RefSeq and is a predicted model, not a curated record. Lineage: Eukaryota; Fungi; Ascomycota; Pichiomycetes; Pichiales; Pichiaceae. The coding region runs from base 1 to 1299 and encodes 432 amino acids. The transcript has 2 exons.